AUGUCCUGGGCAGCACCACCUGCCGCCGCCGCUACUCAGCCGGCCGCGUCGUAUGCUUAUUCGAUGAACACCGCUUACACUGCCGUGCCUGUCCGUCAGACAUUCGGCCAGAGCUACCAAGCUCAACCUCAAUAUACGUACAACGCAUCCUCUCCUACUAAUGCCCCUUCGCAAAACGCUCCCGCCAUGCCUGCUCCCCCGGAACAGCAGGUGCCUGCCCAGCAGCAGCAGAAAGUCGACUGGCCCGACUCCGUCCGUAGAUAUGUCCAACGCUCGUUCCAGGAGUCCAACAUCGACUCCAGCGUAUCUCGUGCCGACAUGGAGGCGCGACUCAAGCAGACCAUCCGUUACACCCAGGACACUGGCACCAUGCUUUCUACCAACUGGGAUUUGAUGCCACUGCCUCAGCAAAUGAUCAAGACCGAAAGGCAGCAGGCGAUCCUGGCCACGAUGAACAUCCCACCUGGGUAUGAGCAGGCCACGGCCGCAGCUCUCCAGGCUGUCUCCAACCCCAAGAAACGUGCCUCUUCAGAUCUUUCAUCCGAUUUUGCCAACGCAAAUAGUUCCGUGACCAGCCCGUGGAAGCCUAAUGCCAACAAGAUGAGCGCCUCUCUCCAAGACCGGAUCUCGCGCCCAACCACCGACUCCGCAGCUUCUGCUAAAAGUAAGUUCCAGAAGAACACGGACAAGCGGCAACGUCGUGGUGAUGGAGGCUAUGUCUCGUCUUAUCGCUCGCCCAGCCCAGAGCCCAGCGCCGGCCCUAUCGUAGGACUGAACACGACCCUCGAGAAGAGAUACCUGCGAUUGACCUCUGCUCCUAAACCUGCGGAUGUUCGGCCGGAGCAUAUUUUGCGUCAGACCCUGGAUCUGCUGAAGAAGAAGUGGAGGAAAGAGGGCAACUACGCCUACAUCUGCGACCAGUUCAAAUCACUGCGCCAGGACCUGACUGUGCAGCGCAUCAGGAACGAGUUCACUGUUUCCGUAUAUGAGAUCCAUGCCAGAAUAGCUCUGGAAAAGGGGGAUCUCGGUGAGUAUAAUCAGUGUCAGACUCAGCUUCGCGUCCUGUACGCAUCGGGCAUCAAGGGCAGCCACAUCGAGUUCAAGGCCUACCGCAUUCUCUAUUUCCUGCACACCGCCAACCGCAGCGCGUUGAACGACGCCAUGCUAGAACUAACCUCAGCAGAAAAAGAAGAGCGUGCUAUCAAGCAUGCCCUGGACGUGCGCUCCGCCCUCGCUCUGGGUAACCACCACAGAUUCUUCCAGUUGUACCUCGAUGUUCCUAACAUGGGCGCAUAUCUCAUUGAUAUGUUUGUAAAGCGCGAGCGCCUCGCUGCUCUUACCAGCAUGUGUAAAGCGUUCAAACCAGAUGUCAAACUCCGCUAUGUUACGGAAGAGCUCGCCUUCGAGUCGGAUGCUGAAGCUGCGCAGUUCAUCAUCGACUGCAACGGACAGCAUCUACUCGAAGAGAAGGCCGACCACAUUGCCUUCUUGACUGGCAAGGCCGGCCAACUCUUUGAGCAAGCUCGAGCUUUGGCCUUCAGCCGCGUCGACUUGAAGGGGCAGAUUUGA
This is a messenger RNA of Microdochium trichocladiopsis, 1569 nucleotides long. RefSeq names its product SAC3/GANP domain protein. The transcript has 3 exons. The record is from RefSeq and is a predicted model, not a curated record. Bases 1 to 1569 code for a protein of 522 amino acids. Gene Ontology annotation, cellular component: nucleus. NCBI's taxonomy places the organism in Eukaryota, Fungi, Ascomycota, Sordariomycetes, Xylariales, Microdochiaceae.